GUGUCUCCCCACUCUCCGUCCUCCGAUUGCAAAAGUUCGAUCUUUCCUUCUUUUUUACCUCUACUAGUUUCUCGUCAUCAAUUCAUUCACCAACUUCUGAGGGUUUGGGGAGCAGCAGCGCCUGCUCGCGACUCCCUCCUAGCACCGUUCGUGCAGUCGCGCUUGUGAGCUCUCUCUCUCUCUCUCUCUCUCUCUCUCUCUCCACGGCGGUGCUUUGUGGUUCGUUCCCUGUAGGUUUUUUGGGCUUCUCCAGAAAGAUCUAGCAUCCUCCUUCGGUGUUCCGUAGUAAGCGCCUCGAAAGUUUGACACUUGGAAUCAGUCCUGCGCCACUUGUUCUUCGUUUCCUCAGCCUGGACAUCGAUCCGGACAAAAAAAAUACUCGGCGCCUUGCAAUUUUCCCUAUUCUAUUGUUUUUCUUCCCUUUUUUCGUUCGCGGAUUUGGGAUGCGCCAUUUAUCGAUUUGGUGAAUCUUUGACCUUCCUCGCUUGUUCCUCGUUCGAUCUGCCAUCCUUUGCCAGCUACGUCUUUGAGCAAAAUUCACUAUUUUCCUUUUUUUUUAACUUCUUUUUUCUUCUGUAGAUUUGGCACGACGAACAUUAUCUCUUUUGAAUUGGCUAUAUAUUUAGUCUCAUUGUGUUGUCCCACUUCCGUAUUUACCAUAAUCAAUUUCCCUAUCUGCUCUUCUCGAGAAGUCAAAUCUUGGAGACGGACGAAUUCCUUCUGAUCUUUGUUUACUACUUUCUAGGAAAAAUAAGUUUGAUCUACAACCGCGUAGUUGUUGAACUCAGUUUGCUAUUCCAAGUUAAAGUUGCAUUUCGAGAUAUAAGGCUAUUUGCGAAUUGGUUAGUCAGUUAUUUAGGGUGCAUAAAAGAGAUUAUUUCUGCUUGCCCGUCAGUUGCCUGCUUGUGUUCACAGCGUUGUUUCUGAUCCCAAAAAAGUUGAUUGUAGAUGCUGGAUUGCAUAUCCAGGCAUUUCAAUGUGGCUACUUACGCUUCGACAGUCAAUCAGGAUCUCAGUUCUCAUUAUCGCUGCAAUUACCUUAGUGGUUCUUUCUCAUUCGUUUAUAGGAGGAUGGGCUACUAACCAGAAGCUUGAAGUUGCUGUUAGGCCUCUGUUGAAGGUGCCUUCAGAUCCUCCAGUUUUUGCAUAUUGGAUAUCUGGUACUGGCGGUGAUGCUCAGAAGAUUUUAAGGCUGUUGAAAGCAGUGUACCAUCCGAGGAACCAUUAUCUUCUUCACCUAGAUGCAAGCAGUGAUGAUCUUGAGAGGAAAGACCUGGCACGCUCUAUUGGAUCCGAGAGGCUCUUUAGAUCUUUUGGAAAUGUUGAUGUUGUUGGGCAAUGUUAUCCAGUGGAUCAAACUGGACCAUCAGCAGUUGCUGCAACACUUCAUGGAGCAGCAAUUCUGCUCAGGCUUAACACGGAUUGGGAUUGGUUCAUCACAUUGAGUGCUGUGGAUUAUCCUCUCUUGACUCAGGAUGAUCUGCUUUAUGUUUUCACUUCUUUGCCCAGGAAUUUGAACUUCAUUGAUCACAAAGGUGAUCUAGGUUGGAAAGAGCAUGAGACGUUUAACCAAAUUGUCGUCGACCCGAAUCUUUAUAUGGAGAAGAAAACGCAACUGUUAAUCACUUCAGGAGUUCGCAAGACACCAAAUUCCUUCAAGUUAUUUACAGGUUCUCCAUGGGUGAUUCUUAGCAGACCUUUUGUGGAGUAUUGUGUGCAUGGCUCGGACAACCUCCCUCGGAAAUUACUCAUGUACUUUGCAAAUGUAGCUCACUCUCCGGAAGCCUACUUCCAAACUGUGAUAUGUAACUCACCUGAAUUUCAAAACACAACCGUCAAUAAUGAUCUGAGGUACUUUGUUUGGGAGGAUCCACCGGGGUUGGAGCCCAUCUUUCUCAACGCAACACAUCUGAAGGGCAUGAUGAAGAGCAGAGCAGCUUUUGCUAGGAAGUUCAUGGAAGGUGAUCCUGUUCUAAAGAAGAUGGACAAGAAGGUGUUAAUGUACAAAUCAAGACAGCGAUGCUUUGAAAAACCUGGAAAUAGAGCAGUGAAGAAUUGGGAAGGUGAAUCCUGCUAUAGCCGGGAGAAUGUGAACAUUAUUAAGCCCAGUAACUCUGCAAUGAGGUUAAAAAGUUUGGUGACGGAGCUUGUUUCGUCGGAUAAGUUGUACUCAAACCAAUGUAAAUUCUGAUGUGCUGAUCUACCUGUUCUUUGGAAGUCCGGUAAUUUUCUCAUCCCACAAAAAGUUGAUGCUGAAAUCAUUCAUUGGCUUCAGCAGCAGCUGAAAUCCUUAUAGAAGCUAGCUUCAAAUUCCAUGCAACAAUUGAAACAAUAAAUGGUUCAUCCAUUCCGGCUUUUCGUUUAA
This is a messenger RNA of Zingiber officinale, 2365 nucleotides long. RefSeq names its product beta-glucuronosyltransferase GlcAT14A-like. Gene Ontology annotation, molecular function: glucuronosyltransferase activity. Gene Ontology annotation, cellular component: membrane. NCBI's taxonomy places the organism in Eukaryota, Viridiplantae, Streptophyta, Magnoliopsida, Zingiberales, Zingiberaceae. The coding region runs from base 977 to 2191 and encodes 404 amino acids. The transcript is spliced from 4 exons. The record is from RefSeq and is a predicted model, not a curated record.